Aedes albopictus (Asian tiger mosquito) is the source of this 2511-nucleotide messenger RNA. RefSeq lists its product as uncharacterized. Bases 483 to 1574 code for a protein of 363 amino acids. Lineage: Eukaryota; Metazoa; Arthropoda; Insecta; Diptera; Culicidae. The record is from RefSeq and is a predicted model, not a curated record. The transcript has 2 exons.
GACGAAGCACGUGCGAGAGAACCCACGAAGCGUGAGUGACCCGACCGACGAACCAACCCUGAGAGAGAGAGAGUUACCAUCCGCAGCGUGCAUGGCCCGCACUAAAUAUUGAGCUUUUCGAGCUAAAUAUUCAGCUUUUCGUGAUUUUGCAUACCUGUCAGUUAGUUGUGCGCUAGGGUAUAACGCAAAUAGUUGCCCAAUUAUUUUGUCAUUUGAAAAUCCGUUUUUUCGCGUUGAAAUAUUUAAUUCUUAUGUAAAUGAAUAGAAAAAGUAGAUUUAUAACAUUUACAAUACUUAAUUUGAAUAAACAAAACAUUAUACCAUAAUUUUUCUUAUAAAUCCCAAAAUAUGUUCAUGGGCAACAAUGCGACAUGAACCUUACAAGCAGCGCAGCAUAAAUAUACACAAACAGUUGUCAAACGCUCUGGUGGAUGGUGCACUUUGUUUCUGCUGCUGGUUUGUCGAGUUAACUUGGAGCUGAAAUGGGCUGCAACAAAUCCGGUGAAAAUUCUAAUGAAAUGGACGUGGAGUGUUUGGAGGAGGAUGAACCGUUUGUUCUCCGGGAGCCGGGCCACAGCAACGAUGGUACGUCAUACACUACGCCAGAUAUCAAACAUUUCGACGACGAAGACGACCCGGAAGAUGACCGGAAGCUGUUUUGUUUUCCUGCGACGGUUUACAUAAGGAACUUCAAGGGCCACAAAACUGGUCCGUCCAUUGGAAAAGUAUUUGUGAAUUGCGACAAUCCGGAAGAAGUGAUGUGUAGUGUUUGGAACUACUGUGAAAGCUACGUUCGCCGAGAAGCUGUUUUCGAACCCGUCAUUGGAGGUGAUGCCAACAAAUACACCGUCCAUUGGCACGCAAAUGACACACCCGAUCAAGAAGACAUGGACAAGUUCAUCACUUUCCAGGCAAAAGCAUCCAAACGCACAUACAAACCGUCGCAGCUACUCGAAAAGCCGGAGAAAAUGCAAAAAUUUCUCAACAAGGACGUGAAUGUGUUCGUACAUGUUUACUCGGAGUCUGUAGCAUCAUCCAAUAUGUACGAUAUCCUUCGCACGCAGCUAUUGAAGCCAGAAGAGCGUGACCGUGCUGGCGCGGCCACUAAUCAAUCGAUUUGGAGUUUGGCGGAUGAGCUGAAAGCAACAUACGAAAGCUCGUACAGAUCGUCGGACAUAAAUUGGUCCGUUUGGGCUUCGUUCCUGUUGACAAAGGACACAUUCGAACGAGAAGAGUUGAAAACGCGAGGACCACCCCAUCAUCUGAUCCACCUAUUCCAAACUGUGCCUUCUGGUCCUGAAAAACUGUUGGUCAAUACUCGUAAGGAUUUGUGCAUUGCCCAAAAUGUUAACAGAGGUUUUAAGGAGCAGUUGGACAACCUGAAGAAUGAUUUGGAGCUGCUGAUGAGUAACGCGAACACGAUGCACAUUCGGCUAAGUGCGUUAUGCGCAAUGCAAGCAACCAACGAAUCCUUGCUGGCGGAUGUUAGUGGCAGUGUUGCAGCCUCUGAAGAUGGGUAUGGAAGGGAAUUAGCCGAGGAAGUUGUUGACGCAGCGGAUAUUGAUCAUAUGUAGUGUAAUCGAUCACCUAAAACAUUUUCCAAAAUCAAAUGUACAGUGGAUAUGAUUCAAUGAAAUAAAAGACGUUGAUUUCAAUAAUCUCUUGGGUUUAUUUCUGGAUGUAAUUCAAUCAUUCAUUUUCGAAUCCCAUUGCUUUUACACUCUGAUUCAAUCCAAUAGCUGGAUUGAAAAUGCCUCCUGGUAGGUAUCCACAUUUUCGAAAAACUUGAGUAGAGUCAAAUGUUGAAUAUUGAUUUAAUGUAGCGGAAAUCACAGUAGUUAAAUUAGCUGCGCUGUUUUCUUUGUAGUUACGUUGCAAACUCUUCUUACAGUAACCAAAGAUAAACUCUAUAGGAUUGAAAAAAGGUGUAUACGGCGGUAAGAAGAUCACGUGAAUUCCCAUCGAGCGCAGGUACUCCACGAUGCGAUGAUGGCAGUGGAUCUUGGCCCCGUCUAAAAUCCAUACUGAAUGAAAUCCAGGGUAUCUGUUUACUGCCCCACUAUUCGCAAAACUAUGGCAGCACUCAAAGAAUUUCUGCCUGGUGAAGGUUCCGUCAGUCAUGUACGUAUUCAGAAUUCCAGAUUGUCCAAGGAAACAUAAGAGUGACACUCGAGCUUUCCGAUUGAAUUCUCCACGGAAAAUCAAUUUUUCCCCCACUUUAGCAUAGCCCCUGCUCCUUAGCAUUCCUCGGUUAUCUAGGGAUACUUCGUCCAGAAAACACAGGUUAUGCAGGUUCCAGUUUAUCGAUGCAAGUUCGUUGACAAAGUGGCAAAUUUGGUCCUCCCUCACUUGAAUGGCCCUUCGUUCAAUAGCCUUCCAGGUGUAUCCUUCAGCGUGCAGGAUUCUAGACACCGAAGCAAUACUGAUCGAGCAUUGGAAUGUGCGUUCGAACUCGGAUUUUGCUUCGUCCAAGAACAUUGUCGGAUUUGCCCUGAAUAAAUCGAUAAUCCA